Globicephala melas (long-finned pilot whale) is the source of this 1774-nucleotide messenger RNA. It is a transcript of the gene CDC26, whose product is annotated as cell division cycle 26. Gene Ontology annotation, biological process: anaphase-promoting complex-dependent catabolic process; regulation of mitotic cell cycle; protein K11-linked ubiquitination. The record is from RefSeq and is a predicted model, not a curated record. Gene Ontology annotation, cellular component: anaphase-promoting complex. Lineage: Eukaryota; Metazoa; Chordata; Mammalia; Artiodactyla; Delphinidae.
AGUCUGGGCGCGUCGAGUGGUUUGUUCCGUGGAGCCUCCGAGAAAAGCACGCGAAGGACAGGGUUCUGCGAGGAGAGAGACUCAGAGCAGUCUGGGAAUUGUAGUCCAGUUGGCUUAGCCGGAGAUUCGGGGUGAGCGCCGAGGUUCCGGGAAGGGGCUGAACAGGUCUGAAAAGAGACUGUGACUAUGCCUCUUAACUCUGUAGCUGGAGCAUAAGAACUGUUUGUUUCAUGAAUGACCUAUCCAUUUAGGACCUAUUUAGACCCUGAGGAUAACCCUGUGAAUUGCUGAUAGUUCACUGGGUCUGUCCCUUAAUGUUGGUUUCAUUAUGCUGAGACGAAAACCAACCCGUCUGGAGCUGAAGCUUGAUGACAUUGAGGAGUUUGAAAGCAUUCGAAAGGACCUGGAGACCCGUAAGAAACAAAAGGAAGAUGUGGAUGUUGUAGGAGGCAGUGAUGGAGAAGGUGCCAUUGGGCUCGGCAGUGACCCCAAGGGCAGGGAACAGAUGAUUAAUGAUCGAAUUGGUUAUAAACCCCAACCCAAGCCCAACAAUCGUUCAUCUCAAUUUGGAAGUUUUGAAUUUUAGAGGUGGAUUAUCUUGUGUGCCAGAGCCCUGGAAUGGAGUAAAAUGAUGGCAGAAAUACAAACAAGAUUUAGAGAAUUGAGUGCUUGCAGUCAAGCCGAAUAUUUUACAUCCUGCAGAGAGAGAUACUUCUGCAUGAGAUUGCUGAUGCUUAACUUUCACUUGGAAAGCUGAAAUUCAAGCUCUGGUUUGUCUCUGGAAAAUCUGACUCGAUAAAACUUGUCUGAUUUUUGUUUUUAAAAAUAAAUAUAUUUUUGGAAAAGUGUGCGACAUCCUUAAUGAAGUAUAAUAGCACCGUUAAAUUGCUACAUUUUUCCCAUCUUUAUUAAAAGACCCUAAACAGAACACUUCCAGUUGAUCCCUGUCACUGAUUUUUAACUCGUUUAUUCAACAAGUAUUUAUUGAGAGUGCCAGGUACCAUUCUAGGCACUUGGUAACAUCAGUGAACAAAUCAAAGAUCCCUGCCCUUGUGGAGAUUAGAUUCUCAUGAUUUUGUAUAAGCUCGAUCAAGUUGUGGAUUUCCAGUAUCUUUACAGAAUGGCUUUGUAACCAGUUUGGGUGUAAUUUUGGGAGGACAGGCAGUGGAGUAUCAGUAUUACCGUCAUUCCAGUUUUCCUUCCUUUCCCAAAUCGCCUAAGUUUUUCUGACAAGCCAAUCUGCCAGGCAGCUCAGAGGCUAAUUUAGAAUCAUGUCUUAUUGUUUUCACUGUUUAAUUCAACUGCUGGGAACUGCUAACUGUGGUAGCAAGAACCUCUGGAAUCAUCAGUUCCAAAAAGACCUGUUAGCAGGAUUUUACCCAGCCUUUCUGGGGCAGCUUAAGUCUGGGAAGUAAGAAUGUGGGAGAGAGGCAGGAAUAGAGGAGGAUGUAUAGUUUCCCUUCUUCCUCCAACCAUUCUUACAAAACCUCUGUUCUUCCAGUUUUAUCUGGGAUCUCCCAUUCAUUUAUCUUAAUCUUGAAAACACAGCAAGAAUGGGUUCCAGAUAAGGAAAUUGAGUUUGAUUAUUUUGAAUCCUACAAAAUUCAGUCUGGAAGGGCAAAAGAAAAAAAGAAAAGGAUCAAACAAGACUGCUUCAACAUGUCACUGUGACUUCCCAGCAUGAACAGGCACAGAAGCAUGAAAACAUGGUGCCUCCUGAUACCAAUACUCAAGAGGAAUCUGGGUGGAAGACACUGUACCAAGUGCUUUAUGC